Carassius carassius (crucian carp) is the source of this 2197-nucleotide messenger RNA. It is a transcript of the gene bin2a, whose product is annotated as bridging integrator 2a. Lineage: Eukaryota; Metazoa; Chordata; Actinopteri; Cypriniformes; Cyprinidae. Gene Ontology annotation, cellular component: cytoplasm; podosome; phagocytic cup. Gene Ontology annotation, molecular function: protein binding; phospholipid binding. The record is from RefSeq and is a predicted model, not a curated record. Bases 310 to 1833 code for a protein of 507 amino acids. The transcript has 13 exons. Gene Ontology annotation, biological process: podosome assembly; plasma membrane tubulation; phagocytosis, engulfment.
GCCAGAUAGGGGCAGAGCAAACAGUCACCUGAAUCCGUCCGUUUUAAAAGUGAGGCGUGUUCACUGAAUAUUUCACCAGUGAACCCAAAGACAGUUGGUAGCAAGGUUCAAAGAUUCUCAAGAGCACACUUCUCGGAGAGAAAGUGAGAGGGAACAGCGUUCAGGGACCCGGGUUUGAAAGACUGAAAUGAUUGGAUAAUAUUUGUACUCCACUGUUAUCCAAGGAAUGCUAAUGGAAUGCUGACAGGGCUGGCCAAGUAAUUUGAGGGUCUAACAAAAUAUUAUUUGAGAAGAAAACAAGUGGAGAACAUGGCAGAGAGCAAGGCCAGCAUCAGCUCGAAAGGAGGGGCCAAUGUUCUAGCUAAACGGGUGCAGAAACAAUUGAACAGAGCACAGGAGAAGGUGUUGCAGAGGCUUGGCAAAUCUGAGGAGACCAAAGAUGAGCACUUUGAGCAGCGUGUGAUGGACCUCCAACGCCAGCAGAGUGAUGGAUAUAAAAUAUACAAGGACGUUAAAGCGUACCUCAACGCUGUCACAGUAAUGAGGGAUGCCUCAGGUCGACUGUUUCAGUCCUUGUUUGAUGCCUACGAUGAUAAGUGGGACGGCGCAGAGGAUAUUCGGGCAGUUGUGGAGGGAGAAGAGCAUCUGUGGAACGAUUAUGAGGACAAGCUGCGUAAUCAGGCAUUAAUCACAAUGGAGUCUUACAUGAUCCAGUUUCCAGAUGUCAGGGUAACGACGGCCGCCUCACAUACUGGCAAAUGCACCUUGCUUUCAAAACAAAGCUUUCAAUCAUUUUUACAUGCAGUUUGUAAACCAUUUUCCUUUGUGAUUCAGGAAAAGGUGGCCAAGCGAAACAGGAAACUCGUAGACUAUGACUCUGCUCGCCAUCACCUGACAGGGCUGCAGAAUGCCAAAAAGAAGGAUGAUGUCAAAAUUGGAAAGGCAGAGGAUGAGAUGAAUGCAGCAAAGGUCAUUUUUGAGGACAUGAACAGGGAGCUGAAGAUGGAACUGCCUCUUCUGUUUGACAGUCGCAUUGGAUGCUAUGUCACAGUCUUCCAAGCCAUCUGCAACCUCAGAGACAUCUUCUACAAGGAACUUACCAAUAACAAUGAGGUUCUACAGACUGUAAUGAAAGAGCUGAGCACCCAGCAUCCAGACAAGAGCUUUGUCAUGAAGAACGUCAACUGUGCUGGUUCCUUGAAGAGAAGGUCAUUUAGAGACACGUUGUCCCCAAGAUCACUUAAAAGCUUUUAUGAUUUCCACAUGAGUUACAACCCCAGGGGAUCUCUCAGGAAAGACAACUCAUCCAGUUUUAGGUCUGACAGACCAACAUAUGGGUCAUAUAGCCCUAAGCAGACAAGCCCCACCAGCCCUCAACCCCUUUAUGAGAACGUAUUUGGUGCCAAGGAUGCAAAAGGCAGCCCUGCAAGAUUAGAUUAUCCUACAGAGGAAGGUACCUCGCCCCAUGAGGCACGACUGGAUAACACCAGCUACUCUGAAGAUAAAUCAGUGGAGGAAGAAAAGAAAGCCAAAAAGGAGGAGUCCUCGCAAGCCUCAGAUCAAGAGACGUCAAACGAGGAGGAGUCUUCCGAGGAGGACAGUGGUGAGAGAGAACUGAAACCAAACUCAGAUAUCGCUGAAAGCUCCAAGAUCGAAGAUCAAAAACCACCUGAGAAGGCAAGGAGUGAUGGGCCUUCAGGUGUGGAGAAUGGAAUAGCUCAUGACAAUAAAUCAGAUGUGCAACAAGCUGAUGCUUCAAACAAUGCUCUUACCAAGAGUGACCAUCCGUCAGGAGAGGUGAAGGAGGGAGCUACAACAGAGACCCCUAAAUAGCAGACAAAAGAGAAGGCACACUGAAUAUUGGCAAUACGGAAUCGGACCUAGGAUGUAAGAGGAUGUAAAAUGCUGUACUCCUAUUUUUUUUCAUCCUUGAUCUUUUGAGAUAUGUCUUUUCAGAUAAAUAUUUAAAUUUUGAGUUAUAAUUCAAGAACAGCUUCUUUUAGAAAAUAAUCACUUUCAUGGACUGUCUUUUAUCCUACUUUAUGUGGUGGUCUUCCUUAAGGAUUUUAAUGUUUUUAGAUACAUAACUCAAUAGCCUAUGUGACAUGCAUGUAUCUAAUUGAUUAAAGGAACAAAUGUUUAUAACGUAAGCUACUUGACAAUCAUCCAUCAUUAAAUAAAUUAAUAAAAAUUGUCA